Molecule: messenger RNA, 1284 nt
Organism: Lycium barbarum (goji berry)
Lineage: Eukaryota; Viridiplantae; Streptophyta; Magnoliopsida; Solanales; Solanaceae
Product: glycosyltransferase BC10
Exons: 2
Coding region: 55-1209 (384 amino acids)
Cellular component (GO): membrane
Molecular function (GO): glycosyltransferase activity
Source: RefSeq, a predicted model, not a curated record
AAACAAAAUAGAGGGUAACAGAGAUCAUGUAAAUGACCAAUUUUUGUUAGAAAAAUGAGUAUCCAUCUUGUUACCACCAUAGUCUUUACUUUGUCUAUGUCAUUUCUUGUAGUACUACUAGGAAUCUUCAUCAAUGACCAAUUCAGGAAGAUUGUUAUCUAUGAAGAUUUCUAUUUGCCUCAUCAACACACUACAACAUUCUCACCAAUCUACAAUCUUUCCAUCUCCACACAUCUUGUUUGUAACUCUUCAUCUAAUUCUAGUUCCAAUAGGAGCAUGGAGUUGAAAGACUGGCUCUCUCCCAAGGGUCUUUGGCACUCGAUGAAUGACGAAGAACUUAUGUGGAGAGCUUCAAUGGUACCACAAAUCGAGAAGUAUCCGUUUACUCGAAUUCCAAGAGUGGCAUUCUUGUUCUUAACAAGGGGAAGAUUGCCAUUGGCACCUCUUUGGCAGUUGUUCUUUAAAGGACAUGAAGGGUUGUUCUCAAUAUACCUCCAUACCUCACCAGAUUUCAAUUCUGAACCUCCUCCAUCAUCUGUGUUUUAUAAGAGGAGGAUACCUAGCCAGGGAGUACAAUGGGGAAGAUCAACCAUGAUUGAUGCAGAGAGACGACUUUUAGCAAAUGCACUUUUAGACAUUUCCAACGAAAGAUUCAUAUUACUCUCCGAAUCAUGCAUUCCUUUGUUCAAUUUCACUACACUUUACACUUUCCUCACAAAUUCCAACCAAAGUUUCCUCGGAUUAUUCGAUGAUCCGAGGAAAAUAGGUCGUGGCAGGUAUAACAAAUGUAUGUAUCCUACCAUAACACUUUCGGAUUGGCGAAAGGGCUCUCAAUGGUUCGAAGUUCAUCGCGAACUUGCACUAAAAAUCAUUUCCGACGUAACAUAUUACCCUAUUUUUAAGAACCAUUGUGCACCACCUUGUUAUAUGGACGAACAUUACUUGCCUACGUUAGUGAACAAAGUUUGUCCAAAAUUAACAUCGAAUUGGAGUGUUACGUGGGCCGAUUGGUCUGCUGGAGGCUCGCACCCGACGACGUUUUUGAAGAAAGAUGUGACAGAGGAGUUUUUGAAGAGUGUUAGGAGUGAAUUUAAUUGUAGUUAUAAUGGAAAAUUGAGCUCAAUUUGUUUUCUGUUUGGGAGGAAGUUUCAUCCUAGUACUUUGCAACCUUUGCUUAGGAUUGCCCCAAAGUUGAUUGGUUUUGGUUGACUUUGUCUUUCUUCCUUUUUUUUCAAGAGGGAAAUAUCUGGCAAUGACAUGAUCGCGUAAAAUAAUUUCCGUUCU